Messenger RNA from Canis lupus familiaris (dog), 1040 nucleotides. RefSeq names its product myosin light chain 3 (gene MYL3). NCBI's taxonomy places the organism in Eukaryota, Metazoa, Chordata, Mammalia, Carnivora, Canidae. The record is from RefSeq and is a predicted model, not a curated record. Bases 87 to 806 code for a protein of 239 amino acids. Gene Ontology annotation, cellular component: myosin II complex. The transcript is spliced from 6 exons. Gene Ontology annotation, molecular function: calcium ion binding.
ACAGGAUAAAGGCCAGGCCCAGGAGCUUCACCUACCCUGCUCUCUGCUUCCUUCUCUCCACUUCCCUCUUUGUACUUACAGCUUCCAUGGCCCCCAAGAAGCCAGACCCCAAGAAGGACGAGGCCAAGGCAGGCCAGAAGGCAGCUCCUGCUCCUGCUCCUGCUCCAGCCCCUGCCCCUGCACCCGAACCCGAGCGCCCCAAGGAAGCGGAGUUUGAUGCCUCCAAAAUCAAGAUCGAGUUUACACCGGAGCAGAUUGAAGAGUUCAAGGAAGCCUUCAUGCUGUUUGACCGCACGCCCAAGUGUGAGAUGAAGAUCACGUACGGGCAGUGCGGGGAUGUUCUGCGCGCGCUGGGCCAGAACCCUACACAGGCCGAGGUGCUCCGUGUCCUAGGGAGACCAAAGCAGGAAGAGCUUAACACCAAGAUGAUGGACUUCGACACCUUCCUGCCCAUGCUCCAGCACAUCUCCAAGAACAAGGACACAGGCACCUAUGAGGACUUCGUGGAGGGGCUGCGGGUCUUCGACAAGGAAGGCAAUGGCACCGUCAUGGGCGCCGAGCUCCGCCACGUGCUGGCCACUCUGGGUGAGAGGCUAACGGAAGAUGAGGUGGAGAAACUGAUGGCGGGGCAGGAAGACUCCAAUGGCUGCAUCAACUAUGAAGGUGUGCUCAGCAGGAGGGGGGCUGCUGGUGGUGGUGAGGGCACUGGGACCCUAGGCUCCUGCCCGAGGCCGCCCAGGGCUCAACCCCUGCCACUCGCUCUGCCCUUCUUUGCAGCAUUUGUGAAGCACAUCAUGGCCAGUUGAACCUCUCAUCCCAGGGAGCCCAGGAGGCCAUGCUGGGGACAGCUCAUCUCCCACUUAUGGUGCAAACACCAGCGACCUGGGAUUCGGGGAGAAGGGGAGCACAUCGAGAAUCCUACGGCAGCCCCUCUGCCGGCCCUGCAGACCUGUGUGCCUGGCAUCUCUCCCUACCAGCUGUGCAUCUCUGUCCUCACCCCAUGGGCCUCAUGAAUAAAUGCCAUCUUUCCUUCCUUUUUC